GUAGCGAAGAAGGAACUCGUCACUUGGGCCUGUUGAACAAUAAACUUGCAAAUAAUUAGAAGUGAUCUAAUUUCGAACGAGUUACAUGUCAGUCUGAUAGAUUCACCAUUUUCAUCGACAGAGAUGUCGUUUUUCCACCCUACUUCUAACGGUUUGGGGCAGCAACACAAAUACACCUCACCCCGUUCGAUGUUGCAACUAGCACCAGGACUAGCACCAGCUGCGCCCACGGGUACGGCAGCACCGGGUACGACAGCCGCUGUGCAUCAGCCCGCUGCUGCCAGCUCCGCCAGGUUCGCGCUUCCAAACGGGAGUCCUGCGCUAGGAAGUAGUACGUCGCAACUGGUGAAGAGCUCGUACGCGCCGGCGAGUCUUCAGCAGCACUCAACCCCGGUGCCAAAUUUUGUGCAGCAGGCUUCGCAUCAGCCGAUAGCCAUGAAUCCGCAGCUGGUGCAGCAAUUCCUGGAGAAUCCGGGCCAACCGCCAACCGCCGCUGCAGGAGGGACUGCUGGUGUGCCAACUGCGGCCGUCAAAUUCAGCUACCGAAACCAUGUUGCUGGUGCGGCGCCUGGUAGCGGGUUUGUGGUUCUUCCAGGUGCGUGUAGUUCAGGAGCUGACUCUGCGGCAAUUAUCCCUGCAGACGGCAGCCGACACCAGCCGGCGCGAAUCACGCGGAGUGCAUCCAGCAAGACAAGUAUUUGUGUGUAGGAUUCUGGAAGGCACAGCAUGCGCCGUGAGUCAACAUUGCGUGUCUUUGGCUUUGACAUUCAUGAGACAUGACUAAUUUUGUGCAAACUUUUAUUCUCAUCUCAAAGUCUGACCGGUUCCUGUUUUCGUGCAAAAUUCAUUUGCAUGCAAAAUCAAAAACAGAUUUUAUUCCCUAGGCGCUUGAAGGAGCAGGUAAAACCAAAUUUCUGUUAUUUCAGGUGGGAAAGAAUAUCGAACUCGAAACAUGACAAAAAAAAGCACAUCCACCAAAACCUGCAGGCUCGACGUCGCAAGAGCCUCGGCACGCGCUAACGUCGGGCCGCAGCUCCGCUGGAAAUGCCAACGCGAGCACAGGAGCAACGGCGUCGCCAGCGAAGAAGAUGAAACAAAAGCAGAGCUCACCUUUGAAGACGAAGAGUCAGAAGCACAGCGGAGGGAAGAUGAUCAAUGUAGGCGAAGAUGAGAAAAGAGAACACGAGGAUGAUGUGCAACAUGUUGCCCCACCGGGAACUACUGGUAAUCGAAUACAACUACCUCCCCGUAGUUCCCCUGCUGGAGUAGAAAGGGGCGGCGCGGUUCCAGUUUCCGGGCCAGCAGCACGACUCGGGGGCAGCACCAUAGGUAGUUCAAGCUCAGCGUCCACCUCGUCCGCGCAGCAGCAGAAUCUGAGCACCCGUCCGCGACGCCCGCCCGUGCGUCGGAACAGCGUCCCCGGACGCCCGACCGCGGAACAGGCACAGCUGCUGGUGGCGGGAAACGCGGGCGGAGCGGCGUUUGCAGUGCACCAGCCGAUGCAGCCGCAGCACGCACCGCAAGGAGGUGAAGAUGAACCCAGUAACGCCUCUGCUGGUCCACGAGCAGGAGCGCCGUUGCUGUUAUACCACCAGCAGCAAAAUUCGAACGCGUUCGUGCCCGCCGCUCGCACGACCGGUAUCGUGGGUCACAAUCUUAAUCUUGGAGCUGGUCCCGGUCAAUUACACCAGCUGCACAGCGGACAGGCUUCCUCUGCUGUGGCACCAGGUCAACGUACUUCUUCCACAGUGCUUGCAGGAGGGGGACCAACGUCUUCGAGCAGCAGUCGGGGAGAUUACAGUGUGAACAACGGUAGUGGUGGUCGUGGGGCUGGGGCGGGGGCCGCGUCGAAUAUCACGUCGGCACCUUCUGGUACAAAUUUUGGAGCAGGAGGUUCUUAUAUGAGUGGUCAUAACUUUCAAUACAAUCAGUACCAGCACCUGGCGCCGAUGGGACCGCUCCCUCGCCGCUCGGAGAGCAAGCCCGAGCACGUUGUCAGCUUGGAGGAGCACGAGCCGGAAGUGUAUGAUUUCCGACAGUCCACGGGCCGCAUCGUGAACAAAACGAACCGAAUGCAAAACGACAAAGAUGGUGAACCUCGUAGCAGCGACAGUUCCGCAGUGAAGCGCUUCUCCUCCGCGCAGCCCGCCGUAAGAACGGGGGGAAGCAAGAUGAAUCGGCAUAGCAAGACACCGUACAACUGUGGAGGUACAAGUGUUCUUACAACCGUUCUUACGACGAGCAGCAGCAGCGGCCGCGGCAUGGAUCAAGCUGCACUAGGAAAUAACGGGUCUGCGCUGAUGCCCAGCAUGUCUACCCAAGGAGUAAAUACUGUAAUGUGCUCCUCUCUGUCCCCUACCACACGACGCACCAGCGACUUCAAAGACUCUGCCAUGCUGCACAGUAACCGCGCCAAGAACCACAACUCGUCUACAACUCCGAACGGCCAACAGGUACAGCAUGCGGGCGGAGGACCAGCGAGCAGCACCAGCAAGACCAAUUCGAAAUCCAGUGCCAGCCCUGGCGCAGCAGGCGCUACGCGUAGCUCAUCUUCGAGUGGCGCUUCCGCAGCGGCGAGUCACGGAAAGAACCAGAAGGGUGCAAAUGCGAACGCGUCGGCGAAGGAGCAAGGGGAGCAGCAGCGUCAACACAGCAGCGGCUUUUAUGUGAACGAAAAAGAGCGAAAGCUUGAGAACGCGCUGCUAAAUAAGGAAACGCAGCGGCGGCAGGAGAGGGAGAUUGCACACCAAAGAAUCAACACGCUGCAAAUGGAAAACGAAGUCCUGAAGGAAAAACUAGACUGGUACGAGAAAAAUUUGCCUCCAGAAUACCACCACUUAACAGCUCAGGUAGCAGCUGUGAGUCAAGUAGGGGAUGAGGCUUAUUUUCAAGAAGCAGGAGACCACGACCGGCACCAGAUCUUGAGCUCAGAUUACCAAGGCGGUGUCUCGUCGCAAGGUGGUUCUGGUUCAGCGCCGUCUUCGAACCAACGGGAGAAGCCUCGGCCCCCGGUGUAUCAGGUGUUGAAUACCGGUCGGGGCGGCAGCGUCGAGCAGAAUCAGACACACUCCGCGUCAUCUGUACCGUCGAAGAGCAGUAGCAAUUCGUCCAGCUCGAUGCAACUCCGACCCGCGGAGCAGCGGCUGCAGGCUGAGUUGCAAGAAGCGUACGGGCAGAUUAAGGACUUGGAAGAGAAGUUGCUCAUCCAGGCCCGCGAACUGACGAUAAAACAGAAGGACUUGGAGGAUCUGCAAGGGAACGUCGCACUGCGGGAGCACCAAUCGAGUCAACAGCAGGUAAGAAAAAAUCCAGGUGCAGAAGUAGACCACCGAGCUCCAUCUUCGCAAAUAAAGCUGUCGAACCAGCUUCGGUUGUUGCAGCGAAAGGUGCAGGUGAUGCGCAAGAGCCACGAGCUCUUCAAGGAGGAGAUGGUACUGGUGCUGGCCCAGUUGAAGCCACGACUGAGCAUGGCCGCAAGUGGGGUCUCCUCUUCGUCCUCUUCUAGAGGUACUCGAAAUACUAGUGCCAACAACAUGAACCACGCAAUGGUGACUAUGGACCCCGUGGCGAAGUUGGCGCACUUGCUGCAGGACUACCGUCGGCGCUUGCUGAAGGAGCAGAAGGAUCGGCGGCGGUUGCACAAUCUCGUGCAGGAGUUGCGGGGCAAUAUCCGCGUGUUCUGCCGCGUGCGCCCGUUUCUAGAGUCCGACAGGACCACGCCGGGGACAGUCGGAAUAAACGGUGGCUCUUCAUCUUGGCAAGCGACCACGACCAUCAAUGCGGGUGCUGGCUCUACUUAUGCGAGUUCGACGUCUUCGGUGCUCUCCGCCCGCAGCGGCGGUGCGAACGCCGGCGCGAACUCCAGUAUCUACUUGCCCGAGGACUCCAUUGACGAGAUUCAGCUCUACAACGACUACACACUCACCACGAAAACGUGGCAGUUUGACCGCGUGUUCAAACCGCAAACGUCCAACGAAGAGGUUUUUGACAACGGUGUUCGAGAUCUGGUCACCUCCUGCCUCGACGGCUUCAACAUCUGCAUUUUCGCCUACGGACCCACGGGGUCGGGGAAAACGUACUCGAUGGCAGGCACGAAGCAGGAUCCCGGGAUAUUCCUGCGCAGCUUCCAGCAGCUCUUCGCCGAAAUUGAGGCGAGGAAGCCGCCGAAGGGAAAUUGGAAGUACUGAUCAGAUAGUGCUUUUUCGCUACAACGCGUACUCCUUUUCCAGCAAUUACAAUUUGUUAUCAUCUCAGCUGCACGACCCGAUUGGAUCCUGAGAAUCCUACAUGCGUUUUGUUUCAUAUCCUGUAUGUAACCUUUUGUGACAAAAGUUUUUGUGCGGUUCCGCUACUUUUUGUUUUGCAACAAAUGAUGCGAAAAAAUCUUCAAGCUACGGAGGUGUAGUGUUUCUUUGAAACGUGCGUCUGCGGAUUGGCUCCCACAGCCGAAGGGGGCAGAAGAGUGGUCGCAAUUUCAUCAUUCACGCAAAACUUAAACUACAGAUAUCGGGUGAGCGUGGGCAUUUUGGAAGUGUACAAUGAGGAGCUGCGCGACUUGUUGUGCGACAACCCGGCCGACCGCAAGCGGUCCAUCAAGAUCGAUACGUCCUCCGUGUCGAGUGGUGCGGGUCCCUCCUCAUCGCAGCAGCAGCAAACCAUGGUGCCGAACCUGACCACGUACGAACUGUCGAACAUGCAGGAGGUGUCCCAGGUGCUGGAGAUUGGGGAGCAGCAGCGCAAGACGGGCUGCACCAAUCUGAACGAACACUCGUCGCGGUCGCACUACGUCAUCCAGGUCUUCGUCGAGGGUUGGGACGUGCUGGCUGGCGGUGUGGAGAAGCAAGAAUUGUUGAAAACUUCUAACACGGGGGCACCAUCGUUCACAGCCUCGAGCAGCUCUUCGAACAACCAACGAGCAGCGAACAAUGCGCCGUCCAACAGCAAAGGAACUACCUCUGGUGGUUUAUCAACAACCGCCGGCGGGGCGUAUUAUAACAAGAAGUCGUAUUUUUUGUCGAAAAUGUGUCUGAUCGAUUUGGCCGGCAGCGAGCGGCUGAGCAAGUCCGGCGCCACCGGCGCGCUGCAAAAGGAGACUAAGCUAAUCAAUAAGUCACUCUCCGCCUUGGGCGACGUUAUCUCCGCGCGGCUGCUGAAAAACACCCACAUUCCCUUCCGCAACUCGACACUGACCUACCUGCUGCAAAACUGCCUGUCGGGCGACGCCAAGACCCUGAUGCUGCUCCAGGUGUCCCCCGCGGAUGUCGCGGAAACGGCCUGCUCCCUCGCGUUUGGCGCCCGGGUCAACGCGGUGGAAAAUAACCAUCAGGUCGUGGCGGGAGCGCCGGCGGUAGACAGAUAAAUCCUACUUUAGGAUAAACCCUUUUGGAGAUUUCAACCUUGCCGUGUUUGCGAAUAAGGAAUCGGAUGCUGCUGCACCGUGAGGCCUCGAUUAAUAUGUUGCGAGGAAGCACAACUUUUCACACUCGAU
Amoebophrya sp. A120 is the source of this 5488-nucleotide messenger RNA. NCBI's taxonomy places the organism in Eukaryota, Dinophyceae, Syndiniales, Amoebophryaceae. The record is from the annotation of a GenBank genome assembly.